Messenger RNA from Trichoderma atroviride IMI 206040, 1217 nucleotides. RefSeq lists its product as uncharacterized. Gene Ontology annotation, cellular component: actin cortical patch; cytoplasm; F-actin capping protein complex. Gene Ontology annotation, molecular function: actin filament binding. Gene Ontology annotation, biological process: barbed-end actin filament capping; actin cytoskeleton organization; cell morphogenesis. NCBI's taxonomy places the organism in Eukaryota, Fungi, Ascomycota, Sordariomycetes, Hypocreales, Hypocreaceae. The record is from RefSeq and is a predicted model, not a curated record.
CCCCGCGACCAAAGAGCAUCUCGGGCUUCCUUUGCCAGACCUCACCUCGAAUCCAUCGGAUUGUUUGUUUAGCUUGGAACCGACUUCUGGUGCAAUUAACCCGCAUAAAAAUGGCUGCAGAUCCCUUUGACUCGGCGCUCGACCUCCUCCGCCGCCUGAACCCCAAACACACCAGCGAGCACCUCAGCGCAAUCAUCUCCCUCGCCCCUGACCUGACCGAAGACCUCCUCUCGUCCGUCGACCAGCCCCUCACCGUCAAGCGGUGUAGGCAGACGGGCCGCGACUAUCUGCUCUGCGACUACAACCGCGACGGCGACAGCUACCGCUCGCCAUGGAGCAACCAGUUUGACCCGCCGCUGGACGAGGGCGGCGUCGGCGGCGUCGGCCCCGGGAGCAACGACGGUGCCGGCGAGGGGGCCAUUCCGAACGAGAGGGUGCGCAAGAUGGAGAUCAAGGCCAACGAGGCGUUUGAUAUCUACCGAGAGCUGUACUACGAGGGAGGCGUGAGCAGUGUCUAUCUGUGGAACUUGGAUGACGGCUUUGCUGGCGUGGUCUUGGUGAAGAAGUCUGCCACCCCAGGCUCCAACACCGAAGGCGUCUGGGACUCCAUCCACGUCUUCGAGGCCAUCGAGCGCGGCCGCACCACGCACUACAAGCUCACCUCGACCGUCAUCCUCUCGCUCUCCACAAACGUCGAGAGCACCGUCGGCGACAUGGACCUCAGCGGCAACAUGACCCGCCAGGUCGAACAGGACCUGCCCGUCGAGAACGACGACAGCCACAUUGCAAACGUCGGCCGCCUCGUCGAGGACAUGGAGCUCAAGAUGCGCAACCUGCUGCAGGACGUGUACUUUGGAAAGGCAAAGGACGUCGUGGGCGACUUGCGGAGCGUGGGCAGCUUGAGCGAUGGGGCCAAGGAGCGGGAGACGCAGCGGGAGCUUAUUGGCAGCAUGAAGCGAUGAUGCAUGAAUGGAUGAUGUAGUGGGAAAUCUUGUCUUUUUUUUUUUUCAGCAUUUGUUUAUUUUUUUUUUCUUGAAUGGCAUAGGUAUUUGAAAGUUGUGAUUUUUUGACAAUUUAUAAAACGAAGAUGGAGCGCUUGAUACAUGGAUGUUAGGGACAUGUGUUUGUUAGACAUUCCGCCCUUUGUAAUAGAGAGAGGAGACUUGGGCCUUUCUAGCUCUAAGAUAGAGGAGAUAUACAGACGACGUUCCCUUUUA